Molecule: messenger RNA, 1218 nt
Organism: Panicum hallii
Lineage: Eukaryota; Viridiplantae; Streptophyta; Magnoliopsida; Poales; Poaceae
Product: squamosa promoter-binding-like protein 7
Exons: 3
Coding region: 1-1218 (405 amino acids)
Cellular component (GO): nucleus
Molecular function (GO): DNA binding
Source: RefSeq, a predicted model, not a curated record
AUGGAAGGAAUCGGCGGCGGGAGCGGGAGCAGGAGCGCGAGCGCGGCGCCGCCCUGGGAUCUCGGCAUGCACUGGGCGCCCACCGGCUCGUCGCCACCCUACCCGCAGCAGCCGCUCGUGGCGCGCCCGGGCGUCGGGGCCGCCAGCCACUACCACCAGCAGCAGCAGGAGCUGACCUGCCUCAAGCUGGGGAAGCGGCCCUGCUGCUGGGCCGGGGCCGCAGCCACCCCAGCGGCGCAGGCCGGUACUGCUGGCCUGCCGCCGCAGGUCCACGGCAAUGGCGCCGCCGCCGCUGGUGGCGCGAGCGGGGCGGCGGCUGAGGGCAGGAGGAAGGAGAAGGCGGCCGCGGCCACGGCGGCAGCGCCGCGGUGCCAGGUGGAGGGGUGCCACGCGGAGCUGGCGGGCGCGAAGGACUACCACCGGCGGCACAAGGUGUGCGAGGCGCACUCCAAGGCGCCCCGGGUCGUCGUCCUCGGCGCCGAGCAGCGCUUCUGCCAGCAGUGCAGCCGGUUCCACGCGGUGUCGGAGUUCGACGACGCGAAGCGGAGCUGCCGGCGGCGGCUGGCCGGGCACAACGAGCGGCGGCGGAAGAGCAACGCCAGCGAGGCCAUGGCCAGGGGCGCCGCGCACCCGCACGGUACUACGUUACAUGCCGCAGGAUUCGGCCACGGCUUCCUGCCGCCGCGCGGCCUCCCGGCUGGUGCUCUCUCUCUUCUGUCAUCGGCCAGAGGCGCGGGCGCCCCCUGGCUGGUCCCGGCGCCCGACAUCUCCGCCCGCUCCAGCGCCGCGCUCGACGAGCUCAUCGCCGAGAACCGCGCCGCGCUCCUCGCGUGGCAGUUCUUCGACCGCUCGGCGCCCAGCCGGCAUCAUCUCGCCCCUCCGUCGUCCGCGGGCCGCGCCCCGCCGCCCCCCGAUCAUCAGGCGCCCGGCUGGCCCAGCCCGCACCACCCCCACAACGGCGCUGGCGCUGGCGGCGGCGGCCGCUACUUCCACGCGGCGCCGGCCAGCGCGGGGCACACGACGCUGGACCUCAUGCAGCUAGCGGCAGGGGCAGCUGCCACCACCGCGGCUCCCGCUGGCGCGCCGCCGUUCCGCCCCGUGCCGGAGCGGGUCGGGGCGGCCGCGAGGCCUCCCAGGACCAAGGACAAUGGCGACGCCUCCGGGUGCAGCUCGGACGCUUGGGCGCCCGCGGGCGGAGGUGGAGCCCGCGCGCUGUGA